Molecule: messenger RNA, 558 nt
Organism: Drosophila kikkawai
Lineage: Eukaryota; Metazoa; Arthropoda; Insecta; Diptera; Drosophilidae
Gene: Roc2
Product: Regulator of cullins 2
Biological process (GO): ubiquitin-dependent protein catabolic process; protein ubiquitination
Cellular component (GO): Cul5-RING ubiquitin ligase complex; nucleus
Molecular function (GO): ubiquitin protein ligase activity; cullin family protein binding; zinc ion binding
Source: RefSeq, a predicted model, not a curated record
UUCUCUUUCGCUAGUGUGGUCACUCCUGCGUAUUGGCAAUUGUUUACAUUUUUCGGUUUUGCGAAUAUUUGCGGUUUUUUAAUCUUUUUGGGCAUGGCCGACGAUCCGGAUAACUCAGUGGACCGUCCCUCGGACGACGGCGAUGCCAGCAAGCCGGAGAAGAUGUUCACUUUGAAGAAGUGGAACGCGGUGGCUAUGUGGUCGUGGGACGUGGAGUGUGAUAUUUGUGCUAUUUGCCGCGUCCAAGUUAUGGAUUCCUGCCUUCGCUGCCAGGCGGACAACAAGCGAGAUGUGAUGGGCCGCCAGGACUGUGUUGUAGUUUGGGGUGAAUGCAAUCACUCCUUCCACCACUGUUGCAUGUCCUUGUGGGUGAAACAGAACAAUCGUUGCCCACUGUGCCAGCAGGAGUGGUCCAUUCAGCGCAUGGGAAAAUAAUAAGCUCCAAAACAUGCCGCCAUCUCACUAGACAAGCUCUGAAUUUACUUUAUGAUUUUUUAAUAUAAUAUAAUGAUAUAAUGAUUUUAAAAAUAAUAAAUGAAAUAUUGUCAGAACAUAAAA